This is a messenger RNA of Xyrichtys novacula (pearly razorfish), 6902 nucleotides long. Lineage: Eukaryota; Metazoa; Chordata; Actinopteri; Labriformes; Labridae. The record is from the annotation of a GenBank genome assembly.
UCUGGAGAAGAGAAGGCUCCUUAGUUAGCCUGUUAGCAACUGCGUGAAGAUGCAACUGGCUCUAAGUAAAACCUUCGGCCAGAAGCCGAUUAAAUUUCAGUUAGAGGAAGAUGGAGACUUUUACAUGGUCGGAUCAGAGGUAUGUGGCCGUUCAUCCAUUGACUUUUCGACGCGUAGCUCUCCUGUAUUAGCUUCAGUAAACCAUUCUUUUGGCUAGUUGAUGCUAGCACGCUAACUAGCCUUAUUGGUGCUCCGUAAACAAAGAAACACGUUUAAACGGAGGAGGGAGGGCUGACCCAGGAUAACAACAAGGAAGAAGAAAUAGAAAUAAAUCACACGGUUACAGUCAUAACCUAAGAUUGUGAUAAGAGUCUUUGUCUGUUUUGCUGUAAAAUAAUAUAUUUUUUAUAAAUUCCCGCCUGUAGUCUACUACAGGGAAGGUAGUUUUGUUGGGCUGAUAUGAACAUCAUCUCCAAAUAACAUGCAGAAGUGUUAAAAAAUCCCUGUUUGUCAGCUUCUGAGAGUGUGGUAGACCGAUCUCAAACCAAACCACGAGAAGAAAAGCAAAAAACGUCUUAUCAGUCUGUGUUUGCACAAACUAUCAGAGUUAAAAAACAAAAAAGACCAAACAACCUAAAAAAGUAGUUUCAAAGGGAGCGAACGUUACACUUCAGUCUGUUGGUCGUGUCAGAAGUACUGGACUAGAACUAGCUGUUUUUACUGCAAUAUGAUGGUGCAACAUUAAAAGGAGAAUACUAGAAUAAAAAUUAAUAAGAGCAUGCAGGACAUGUAUAAAACUUUUAUACUUUAUAUAUGUCCUGCAUGCUCUUAUUCAUUUUAUGAUAAUGUGUAGUACAACCAGGUACUGUAAAGGUUCACAUUACACACCAUAGUGCAUAUGCUUGUUGACAGUUGAGAGAUCUGGAGUUGUUAAUAAGAUUUAAUAUGAUGUAAACUAAUGGUCGACCAAUAUCAUUUUUUCAAUUAUUUAUUCCCAGAAUAACAGAGUAGGUCAGCCACAACUGAGUUAUUGAAACAAACCGAAGAUAUUAAGGUUAGAGGGGAGUCAAUGCAUUUAAUUGAAACUGUCACUAAACUGUAUGCAGUUUGCAGCACCAUUUGAAGCUUUUCUUAAAAACAUGGCCCAAAACCUGGAGGAUUACUAAUUAGAGUGAAGGUCUAAAAUACCAAUACAUUUUUGUGUUCCUGUUUCUGCAUUUAGUUUGAAUGAAAGCUCUGCUCUGUGCUCUGCAGGUUGGAAACUAUCUGCGUAUGUUCAGAGGCUCUCUGUAUAAAAGAUACCCGUCUUUAUGGAGGAGGUUGGCUUCGGUGGAGGAGAGGAAAAAGAUUGUGGCCUCAUCACACGGUGAGCUCUGUCACUUUGUGUUUUUAUAAACGAUCUUAACAUUCCUACUUUGGUUAGAUACUAAGAUAAAAUGUUGUGUUACGUAAAGCUUGUCGAUCAGUCUGUUAACAAAUGAAAACUGCCUAUCAAAUUUACCCAGAAUGCAAUGCAAAUUUCCCACCCAUCAGAAGUUGACCCGUGUCUGUGUUUUCUGGUCUGAAGCCACCAGUGUGACUCUUCUGAAGGCGUCUGAAUGUGAAGAAAUCUUCGAGGGAAAUGAUGAGAAAUACAAGGCAGUGUCCAUCAGCACAGAGCCCCCAGCUUACCUCAGGUAACUCUACCUGGAUAACAAGUGUGUGUGUGUGUGUGUUUCAUCUCUGUUCUAUUGACUUCAAUCUUAAUAUAUUUUUUGAUGGUUUGCAAGAAAUUUUUUUGGAGUUCUAUCUUUAAAAAACUACAAAGUUAUAAGAAUGAAAAACGAUACAAAUGUUUGUCAAAGGUUGACUGGGAUCAUUUGAAAAUCAAAUUAAUACAACCAGAUAACAUAGUGUACCAGCGAUCCACAAGGGGGCAGAGUGCAUUUCUCAGAAGACCACCCAUGGACACACAUGGAGGUCCUCGAUCUGUGACCCACAUGUAGAUUUGCUCAGAUGCUUUAAUAUUUUUGAAAAAGUGAAGGCGAGUAAAAGAUUCGAAUAAGUACCCGUAUUUUCAAAGUAAUUUUGAAUGUCCAGUGUCACAACACACCAAAGAUGAAACUCUGUUGCAUAUGUCUACAUGUCUUAGAGGACUGAGCUGAAGCUUCUGAAGCUGAAAGCCCAGAUGUUAGGCGCAAUAACCAUGAACACAAAGACAAAACAGGACUUCCCUUUAAUCAAAGUGAAUUUUAAAUAUGAGCAGUUCAUCCUCCUUUUUCAUUUUGUCUGCCUUCAUGAGUUCUUUGAGGGCAAAAACAUUGAUAUUGGCAUAGACAACACAACUUUAAAUGAAAACCCUACAAUGUAUUUGAACAAUGGUUCAGAGUUCAUUUGUCAUUUCUCCACAGGGAGCAGAAAGCAAAGCGGAGCAGUCAGUGGGUUCCCACACUACCGAACAGCUCCCACCAUCUCGACGCUGUGCCUUGUUCCACCACCAUCAACCGCAAUAGGAUGGGACGAGACAAGAAGAGGACAUUUCCCCUGUGGUGAGAAAGUUAUUUCAGUUACAGACAGGGUGUCCAUUAGUCUGUUAGACAACAACACAACAGCAGAUCAAGUCCAGAUAAGAAUCAUUUUAAAAACCUGCUGUCUUUUUGGACAUCAGUCAUGUUAAAACGGGAAGAACUUCUCAGUUCAGCUUUAUCUAUUCAGUACUGAGUGUUUUUGUGUGUGCCUGUGUGUCUCGCUCAGUUUUGACGACCACGACCCUGCAGUGAUCCACGAGAACGCAGCACAGAUCGAGUCACUGGUUCCCAUUCGUCUGGACAUGGAGAUAGACGGACAGAAGCUGAGAGAUGCUUUUACCUGGAACAUGAACGGUUGGUAUAUAAGCUGAUGAACAUCCAAAACUAACUGCGUUCUCACCGGUCAUGUCCGCUAACCUCUCUUGUCUCACCUUCGUCAGAGAAACUGAUGACCCCUGAGAUGUUUGCAGAGAUUUUAUGUGACGACCUGGACCUGAACCCCCUGACGUUUGUCCCUGCCAUUGCCUCAGCCAUCCGUCAGCAGAUCGAGUCGUACCCCACAGACAGCAUCCUGGAGGAGCAAGCAGACCAGAGGGUCAUCAUUAAGGUGAGGGCGUUCAGAAUAUGAACAACACAAAGAGGAUUGAAACAGAAAAAACUAUUUAAUGGUGCAAAUUGUAUAUAGUAUUGGAAUGCUUUUAUGUUUGCAGGAUGAAGGAGCAUUUGAGGUGUUUUAAAAUGACAAAUAAAUGAACUUGACUGUUUUCUUUUGUGUGUGUGUCCCUCAGCUGAACAUCCAUGUGGGGAACAUUUCUCUGGUGGACCAGUUCGAGUGGGACAUGUCGGAGCGGGAGAAUUCGCCCGAGUCAUUCGCUCUGAAGCUUUGUUCUGAACUCGGUCUGGGAGGAGAGUUUGUCACCACGAUCGCUUACAGCAUACGGGGUCAGCUCAGCUGGCACCAGAGGACCUACGCUUUCAGGUAACACACACACACACACCUAAUAUACCCUGCAUGCAUGUUGUUCCAAAAUAAGGAGGCCAAGGAAGCAGGUGUGCAUGUUCAAGGUUAAAAGGAAAAAAUGCAUGAAAGCGUGCAUGUGUACUGUUUGAUAGAUCUAAAUUAUUAUGUUUAUGCACCAUGAAUUUUGGCAUAUGAACACUUUUUGUGAGGGUUUAUUUUUGAUUAGAUAGGACAACUGAAGUGAGAGUGGAAAUGUGGGGAGUAGAAAGUGGAGAAGACAUGUUUAAUACUUAGAAAGUAAGCAUUAUGUUCUUUGGUUUACUUUAGAGAGAGCUCACACCAGUUGUUGUGCGCCUGGCCUUGUCUUUUCAUGUGUCGAUGGUUUUUGUUUUUUUGCGGUGCUCUGAUUUACCGCUCUCAUGUCUGUUAUUUGUCCGCAGUGAGAACCCCCUCCCAACUGUGGAGAUAGCCAUCCGUAACACAGGAGAUGCAGACCAGUGGUGUCCCCUGCUGGAGACCCUCACAGAUGCAGAGAUGGAGAAAAAGAUCAGAGAUCAGGACAGGAACACGAGGUGAGGAAGAUGGAAACACAUCCCAAAAUAGAGAUCUUUGGAUGCAGAACUUGAAAACAAUCUCUUUGCAAAAAUGUGUUUCUUGUUUGAUAAUACCACCUGCAUAUGAUGUGAAGCGUCCGCUUUCAAACACUUCAGUUUGUUGAAGGUUCUUGACGAAAUGCAUGAUCUUUUUUUUUUUUUUUCUCCCAGGCGUAUGAGACGGUUGGCGAACACGGCUCCUUCCUGGUAGACGCGUCAAAAAGCUGCAUCACGUGAUGAUUCCUCUGGAGACUUCUGUUACUGAAUGGAUCAAGUAAACACACACAAAGUUACUCAAACACACAAACAGGUCAUCUUUAAAACAGCACCGAACAUCUGGACGUCCCUGGAAACAUGAAUGAAUGACUGAACACACACAAACACACACACACAUCUGGCAUUCCUCUGCACACAGGUCGACGUCUUUCACUGCCUUCAGCACAGAGCUGACACCUAUUUGCUGCUGUUUGUAUUGAAGGAGGUUUGCAUUUGUCACACACUCACACAUACAUCAUGCACCAAUCAUCAUGUGUAUCACAUCAGGACACUUUUGGUUUUAGUGCAUCUGUAACUCAGUUUUUUUUUCCUUUAAAUAACUGAAACUCUUAAGACUAAGUUCGGUGGCUGACAUGCUGAACUAUUCACACUCCGAUUCCAUCUCUGACAUUAACCAAAGCUAGAAGUUAGGAAGUUUUUAGUUACUCAAAAAGAUAGGUCAAAAGAAUAGAUUUCCGUGCACCUUGUUUUCAUCAGCAGCGUUUCUCUUGGCUAGAUAACAGAUCUCUGACUUGCAGCUGUCACCGUGAGGACAGAGGAGACAGAGCGUGCACAUAUGUCCACACAGUGAGCAGAUAAUUCCACUCAGCUUCAUGACACUCUGACACGCUGGAAGAUGACAGCAUGAAGUGCUUCUCUGUGUUAAACAGAUGCACAUUUUCAACAUCUGGCUCAGGCAUGUCAUAAUCCAUUUUAUCCUGGCGUAGAUCAGACUGCAGGGAGGUCAGAAUCUGUUUCUCAGAUCAGAUUUUCAAAGUAAAGGUAGCAGUUCAUGUCAGAGGCCUUUUAUUCUUUUAAAUCGACAUCUACAAACUAAACGCUCUGAUAAAAUUAGAAACAAUCUGGUGUCUGUGCCAGUUUCAAGUCUUUUGAUGAUUCCGUUCAGUUUGGGUGAUAUGAUUAGAUGACUUAGCUGUGUCAAAUGUCAUGCACUCACAUCUAUUUCACCCUUAUAAUUGAAUACAAACUGCACAUUUUGCCUUCAUGCAAAUUCUGUGCAAUGUCAUGAGCAGCGAAAUGGAUUGGACAGCUAAAUAUGAGAGUAGCAGAGACCAAGGUGGCUCAAAGAUCAAACAAACAACUGCUGAAGUGAGGACAACAUCCUCUGGUGUGUGCUUUAACUGGAGGCCAAAUCAGCACCCCCAAUAAUGACAUUUUUAGGUGUCUCUGCAGAGCUUGCAUCGUUUGCUUCCCAUGACAACGUGAAUUAUGUGUCUGCAAAAUAUCUACCUGACAUCCUUUCCUCUGCUGAAAGAGCUCAGUCUGCAGAGGAUUCUUAGAAACCAGCUUUUACAUCAACUUCUAUAAAUGUAGCUCAGAUCGGCAUCAUUAAAAAUCGUGAGUUGGAUAACUCCAGAGAAAACUAAAGAUGGCCGCUCAAUACCUAUUAAGUGUACUGUCUGCAAAAUCUGUAGCAGGUGUUUUGAAACUAUUAUAAGACACAGUCACUGUUGGGAUUCGACUGGUUCUUUUUGUUUUUACCUUUGUGUUGCACAGACAUUAUCCCAAAUCAAUUUUAAUGUGUUUCUGCAGUCUGACACACAUGCAGCAACAUGACGUGAGAUCAGUAUGAGUUUGGGUUUAGAGAAUAAAGGGCCUCUGUUUUUUUCACUUCAACAAAGAUUUGAAAAAAAGGAAAACUAAGAGUGUCUGCAGGAAUAGUUUGCAUUUCACUCAAACAGCAUGAAAAUCGUGAAGUGUUUUGUUUCGAAGCAUAAAAAGGUCAAACAUUUUCUGUCCGGCAUCUCAUACUCAUGCAGGAGGGUGAGCUGUACUUUGCUGUCAUAAAUCAUCAUGAACUUCUCUUCUAAGAGCUGACCAGACUUUUGAAUGUCACUGUUGACUCUGCAGAAACGUGAUGUGUUACACUUUUUCAACUGAAGCUGGCCCCGAGCAUUAAAGCCCUCCCAUGAGACAGUAUAAAAUAGGAAUGAAACGCUUCUCUCUGUGCUGACAGAUUGAAGAAUUUCAUGGGAUGGUUUGAAGUGUGGAAAAAAAAAACAUCUGCUAUGAGAGCAAUUAGUUAGGUCAGCAAUCUUGUAGAGACUCCAACAUAAAGCAUAUUUAAUGAAUGUAAAAGAUCUUCAGAAAAGACUUCAUCCUUUUGUGGAGGGUGUAACUGUCCCUAUCAAAGCAGUGUGCAUGUACAAAAUAAACUCUAACAAGCCCACCGUAAUCUUUCAGCACACACAGACAGCAGCGCUUCAGAUCUGCCGAGUGUUUGCAGCCAUUCACAGUCUCAGACAGACUCUGCUGUUGGUUUAGUGCACCAGUGUUCAUGCAUGCUAAAACAAACUGUUAGUAGUUGAUUCUGUUCUGUGCAUGAGGGACGGAUGCUCCUGAUGUUAACGUCUGUCUGCGCUGAGCGCUCCGAGCAUCAGCGUCAGCAGACUGAGAACCAACGGUGUCUUUCAACGUGACCAUUUUACGACUUGAAUUUACUCUGAGAAUGAUGUUAACGUUUGUUGCUUCUUGUUCUCUUCUUUUGUAAAAUUGCUUUACCUUUAUAGUGGACUCAUUUUUUAUAUUGAAAACAACAAUAAAGGAAACUUGAUGUAAAUGUAU